GAGCUCACCAGAUAAACAGAGCAGAGAUCAGCUGAUCGCUCUCUGCUUAGUUUUGACAUCUGACUCUUUGACGUCUCUCUGGUUUCGUUUCCGAUACUUAAACGAGCUGUGGACAUUAUAUUUAAAGGAGCUGAAAGUCACCUGGAAAGUCAAACCAGUCGAAACCAGCCGAAAGAAGCACUGACAUGGCCCCGACACUGUAUGAUGAGAAGCCAGAGCUCGGGGACUUGAUUGAGAUCUUCCGUGGCUCCUAUCAGCACUGGGCUGUGUAUGUUGGCGAUGGCUUCAUUGUCCACUUGGCACCACCCUCUGAGGUCCCGGGUGCCGGCGCCAACAGUAUGAUGUCUGUUCUGACGGAGAAGGCCAUGGUGAAGAAAGAGGAGCUGUGGGACGCGGUGGGAACCGACCGGUGGGAAAUCAACAACGGCCUGGACAAGGAGUACGAGCCCCGCUCAGUUCGAGUCAUUGUGAGGGAGGCCUGUGCCAUGGUGGGCGAGGAGCUGCCGUACUGCGUCUUCAGGGGGAACUGUGAGCACUUUGCAAACGAGCUGCGCUACGGAAAAGCUGAGUCCCGGCAGGUGCGCAAGGCCGGAGAAACUGUCAUGGUGGCCGGUGCGGCAGUGGCGGUGGGUCUGGGUAUCUUUGCUCUGGUGGGAGCUCUGUUUGGAGGCGGCAAAAAAGAAAACAAGAACACAGAGUGAUUGAUGUCCUGACUCAACCCGCCUGUUCAGGGACUUGAUGAACGGAUCACCAGUGAGGCCUAACUGGUAGACUCAUCACGAUCACUCACAGAACACCAAUAAACAUCUGUGAUUAAGACAGAAAUUUGGUUGAUUUCUCUCAUGUCUACUCAAAUUUACCUCCAUGUGUCCCUCAUGCCUUUCUUCUGUUUGAAUAACAAAGCUGGUUGGUUCAGGAUCGGGGCCCUGUGUUUUUCAGACUUUUCAACAGAAAGCACAAACAAGUAGAACAAACACUAUUUCCCCUAAUUAAGCUGCCAGGAUGAAAUUUGUUUAAAUGUUUUAAUAUGAACUGAUUUUGAAGAUGUAUGUAGAUAGUUUUUGGAUUGUGUAGGAUGUGAGAGGUUGGAGGGGUCUUUUCUAUUGAGAAAAACUAAAAUGUUUUGCUAGUAGUUGUUUAUGAAGAAAUAAUAUUAGCUACUUGAGUCAGACCUUUGGAAUAAAAUCUGAAUAAUCUAAUAUGAUGAUAUUGUGGCUAAAUCUCACAGAACAGCCACAUAAUGUAAAAUGUACUACAGCCUAGUGUUUAUUGUAAAAGUACCUUGAUGAACUGUGGGUCCUGGGCUGGAAGGACACAUGUGGACUGUCAUCUCUAAUGAAUUGCAAUUUAUCUUCCUGACAUUUAACUGUUUGUAAUUACUUUGAAUAAAUAAUAAUUUGUGUGA
Molecule: messenger RNA, 1405 nt
Organism: Sebastes umbrosus (honeycomb rockfish)
Lineage: Eukaryota; Metazoa; Chordata; Actinopteri; Perciformes; Sebastidae
Product: phospholipase A and acyltransferase 3-like
Exons: 5
Coding region: 186-701 (171 amino acids)
Biological process (GO): N-acylphosphatidylethanolamine metabolic process
Cellular component (GO): cytoplasm
Molecular function (GO): A2-type glycerophospholipase activity; glycerophospholipid phospholipase A1 activity
Source: RefSeq, a predicted model, not a curated record